Molecule: messenger RNA, 16164 nt
Organism: Gallus gallus (chicken)
Lineage: Eukaryota; Metazoa; Chordata; Aves; Galliformes; Phasianidae
Gene: PKNOX1
Product: PBX/knotted 1 homeobox 1
Exons: 15
Coding region: 8382-9692 (436 amino acids)
Biological process (GO): regulation of transcription by RNA polymerase II; angiogenesis
Molecular function (GO): RNA polymerase II cis-regulatory region sequence-specific DNA binding; DNA-binding transcription factor activity, RNA polymerase II-specific
Source: RefSeq, a predicted model, not a curated record
UGUGUGGCUGCGGCGGGCGCGCGCCGGCGGGGGCGCGCGAGGGCCGGGCGCGCGCAGGGACGGGAGAGGCGGGGGCGGGGGGGGGGGGGCGCGCGGCGGGGGGCGGAGGAGGAGGGGGAGGAGGGAAGGGGGAGGCGGCGGCGGCGGGGUCCUUAAAGGGGCAGCGCCGCGCGGGCGCGUAGGGAGAGGCGGCGGUAGCAGCAGCUGCGGCGCGCAGCACCUGCCCCGGAGGCGGGGCGCCCCCCGCCCUGUGCGAGCGAGGCGGGAGAGGUGCGGAGCCCUCGUGGCGUCCGUCCAUCGGGUCCUCGACAGCUGGGCCCCGCGAGGUCUCCGUGGUGCCUCUGUGGAGCUCCUUGCUUCCUCUUGUACUUCUUUAGCGUCUGACUGACUCGUGUGUGUCUUUAGGGGUGCUGUGGUGGUGGUGUUUUCUCAGGUCGUGGUCCCUGUUUGCGCCCAGGGGCGUGUGGGGUGCGGGAUAGCAGGCAGGUGCCAGCCAGGCUUUGUGCUUCCACACAGAUGCAGUGCGCGCCCUUACGGUAACGCGGCCCCUGCAGCGUGGCGAGUGCCCAGCCCUGGCUGCAUCCCGCUGUGCACGUGUUGUGCGGGUUGUGCUGCCCAGGGAACCCAUGGAGGCUGUAUCAGUAAUGGUAUGGCCGGGCCUUGCCAGUGCUGGAGCAUCAGACAGCAAGAAAUGCAGCGAGUGCGUUUUCUAAAUGACUGUAAAACCAAAUAGCACAAUUAUCCUCUUCUGGGUCUGUGUGUAACCAUAUAUAGUCAUUAAGUUUAGCAAUUCACGUUUAUUCCGUCUGAAGACUCAGUUUUCACUCUUCUUGGUAUGUCAUUGUUUUUAUUCUGGGAGUUGUUUUGAAUUUCUUCAAAUAUGCCCUAUUGGUUUGUUCUGUGUCGCCUAUGGUGCAUUUUCUCAGUAGACUGCUUACUGCUCUGCGUCUUUCUGUGGUAUCUUAUGAUGCAUAUAACCCCAUGAAAGCUUCGGUGUAGGUUUUGCACUGUGUUCCUCACAUAAGCUUCAAUUCACUAAACGGUGGAUGGAAUGGCUCUGUCAUAGCCUACAGCUCCUCACAGGGAGCGGAGGGGCAGCGCUGAGCUCUGCUCUGUGUGACAGCGACAGGGCCCGAGGGAACGGCAUGGAGCUGUGUCAGGGGAGGGGCAGCUGGGGGUUAGGGACAGGGGCUGCACCACAGGGCAGUGGGCAUGGAAAGGGCUGCCCAGGGCUGUGGGCACGGCCCCCAGUGCUGGAGUUCAGGGAGCAUACGCACUCUCAUUCCUGGUCUGAUUUUUGAGUGGUGGUGCAUGGAACCAGAAGUUGGACUUGAUGAUCCUUGUGGGUCCCUUCCAGCUUGAGAUAUUCUGUGAUGUUCUUUGUUGGGUAUAGUAGGGGAUGGUGCACUGCACUGAGACUUGAAAGUCUCUUUCUCUUCGUUCUCACUGAAGUGAUUUUGGGGCAUUUGUUUUCAGUCAGUGGCAGUGUAUCCUUGUCUGUGUACGUUUUCAUAGCUGUUCCUCAUCCAAGGUAGAUCUCUCAUAGAGUGCUGUGCUUGACAGUCGCUUGUCUUGUUAGCAUUUCCUUUGUGCUAAAGGCAAAACAGAACUCUCUUACAUUUUGUAUUACUGUUACAGCUGCUUUAUCUAUGUGUCUAUAAAUGUUUGUAUGUAUACACACACAUAUAUACAAACUUCACUUUGUUAUGCUAACUACAGUUGCUGCUGCAGCAAAUGUGGGAGUGUUUGAGACACAGUUCAGUUCCUGGAGGAGCGUGACUCUCCUGUUAUUGAGGCACAUGCAAAGAGCCAGGAGUGAACGAUCCGCAGAGCCUGUGGUAAUGAGGUGCUGGUGGCACCAUUACGUCCCAAACAGAGAGAGAGGUGCGGCCCAGGCUGUAUUUCAGAACGUUGUGUAAUGCUGUGAGAGCCGAAUGCCGCCUUUGCAAUACCGGCGCACGUGGAAGUUUGCAAUAAAGCAGGUGAAUAUUUUGAUGUCGGAUCUGGGUCGUUUUUAGUGUGUGAAAUUUCAAAUUCCACGAAUGUGAUUUCUCUCUCUCUCACAGCAGCUGCUUGCUUCAGCCGUGCUUGUUACAAGGCUGUAGGCUAACAAAUGCAAAGUCUCACGGGAGGUUGUUUUACCACAGCUCAGCGCUGUUCAAAAUGUAAAACAACGUAUUGCUCUUCUAAGCAGGGGAGUCCAGGAGCAAGAAGAAAGCUGCGAAUGGAGUGCCUUCCUUGGCUUGCUUGCUGCAAGAUGUUACCCAAGUAUUUUAUCCUGCCCAUUACAGCUCUCCAUCAGAUAAUCAAAUGCUAAAGGAUGCAUGUUUGUUGGCUGAUUCUUCACUAAUGCUGUUUCGUAUCCUGGCUUUGUAACACUGCAGUCACAAAUAGAGCUGGAAAUAGGGUAGAAAACAGAGACAGCAGGAGUCUGGAAAUAUCAGUCUUUUGGGUACUGGAGCAUUACUGUUGGUUUAUCAAUAUAAUAAAGGGGAAUAACUUGGUUUCUUUCCUUGUCUUCACUUAAUUUCUUACGCUCUAUGAUGUGAACAUGCUUGGUUGUUCUUAAUGCAGUAACUACUCCAGGCUACAAUCUCCUUUUUCUCCCUAUAUAUAUAUGUGUAAAAAAGACUAUUAGGUAUUAAAGAGGGAGGCCAUUUCAGUGCUUACACACUAAAAGGAGAUUUUUUGAAAAUGAGAGGCAAAUAACCAAGAUAAUCAUACCCUUAGCUGGGUACUGAGACAAAAAGAGUCUCUAUGAUUCACUGUGAAUAUGAUGACUUUCUGCUGAUGUGCUGAAAGAGGAAUACAUUUUUUCUGUACCACUCAACUUUAAUUUAUAUUGUACUUGGGAGCCCUUUGAAUUCCAUGCAUUUUAUUUUGGGUACAGAGGGAAUACGGAAAUCUGGCUAUACUUCAUAUCCUGCUUAGUCUUUUUUGAAGCAGCACAGCAAACAGAGCAACGGAAAAGGGUAUUACAAUGCUUAGCACUGAAAAAAGUAAAUUCCAAGUCUUUUGAAUAGAAAAGAAGCAGGUUUAUAAGACAAACUGGGGCUUCAUACAUAUUUAACAUGCCUAGAGAAUGGAGAAAUGAGAACGUAUGUGCUAUGUUGUGUGGUUUCAUAGAAUCACUAAGGUAGGAAAAGGCCUCUAAGGUCACUCAGUCCAACCAUCAGCCCACCCCCACCGUGCCCACUGCCCACGUCCCUCAGUGCCACAUCCACACGGCUCAUGAACACCUCCAGGGACGGUGACUGCACCACCUCCCUGGGCAGCCUGUGCCACUGCCUCACUGCUCUUGCUGGGAAGAAAUUUUUCCAAAUAUCCAGCCUCUCCGGUGCAACUUGAGGCCAUUACCUCUCAUACUAUUCCUGUUAUCUGGGAGAAAAAGCUGACCCCCACCUCGCUACAACCUCCUUUUGGGUAGUUGUAGUGAGCAAUAAGGUCUCCUUUGAGCCUCAUGCUGUCCGGACUGAAGAACUUUAUAACUAAAGAACCACCAGAUCUGUCUGUGAUCACAUAGUUCGUGUGUUCUGGCCCACUUAGGUGUCUGUGGGUCAUGACACCAGCAGUGUCAGCAGUAGAUCUAUCCUGUGUGGUUUUUUCUUUUUAUUUUCUUCUAAGUUGUUUUCAGUAGCUUUUUUCUUAGUCAUACUGAAAUUUGCAAUUAUGAGUAUGUUUGAGUUAUUCCAGAAAGUUUAGGCUAAAAUGAAUCGGCAUUUUGAAAAAGACAUUAGGAGAAAGUAAAUGUGCUAAUGAAAACAGGAGGGAAAGUGGUUUUUUGGCUUAUCUAAGAGCAACUCAGCACUUGGGUUCUAGAAAUUAGAAUAGCAGAGGAGGGGAAAAGGGAGCAUACGCAUUGACAUAGCACGUACGGCUGCACCUAGAGAAACUUUCAGCAAAUUACAAGCUCUUGAAAAACUGCAUCAGGUGUAUAACUUGGCAAAUGUUUAUUAAAUUGCUUUAAUAUUCCAUAUAUCUUGAGUAUCGCCCUGUCUCUUGGUGGCUGCGUGUCACCUGACUGUGCAGUCAUCAUCUGGACCAAGCAGUUAAGCAUGAUGCCUCCUGCAGCAUUAGGCAAUGGGUAAGUUUAAUCCUGCAUAGCCUUUUUCAUCUGUGCUGCUUCCCCAACCCCAGAGCGCAUAGAUGCAGUGGUACUGAUGGAGGGGUGAAGACUGGUCUUUGGGGAGGGUGGGGAGCAGGGGCUGAAGCCAGAAGGGAAUGCAGUAAGCCCAGGAGCCUGAAGAAAUUACCAAUAGUCAUAACUGGAGGGGAUGAGAAGUCAGUGAGUGAGGAAGAAGAGUGAACAAGGAAUAAGGGUGGUAGGUGACUGGGGAGCCCGAGGAAUGUGGAUGGGACAGCCGGUUUGCUCGUGCUCAACCAGAUGUUGGAGUUAAAAAAGAAAAGGUGGUGGAAAACUUGCUGGUCAGUUGCAGCUGGGUUUGACAGUUACAGGACUGGGAUUUCAUGUUUCUUUACUUCAUUCAACUGGCCCAAGUCAGUGUUUCAUUGAAGGGCUCCGAAAUCUAUUGAAAACCAUUAUUUACUGAGAGAGAGGUGAGGUGCUGGCACAGCCGCUCAGAGAGGCUGUGGAUGCCCCAUCCCUGGAAGUGUUUAAGGCCAGUUUGAAUGAGGCCCUGGGCAACAUGAUCUAGUACUUGACGUGGCGUCUGGCAACCUUUCCUGUGGCAGGGGGGCUGGAAAUUGAUGAUCCUCGAGGUCCCUUCCAAACCAAGUCAUUCUCUGAUUUCUGAAAUCAUUGAGGACAUAAAGAUAGAACCACUGAUACUGGAACAUUUUAAUCUUAAGCUCAAAAAUGCAUAGAGGCGUUUUUGCUUGCAUAUUCAACACCUUAAGUCCAUUUUAAUGGCAGUUAUUAGUUUAAUAAAACUCAUCAUCUUCCUUCAAUUGUAUGUCAGUAACGUUAAGAUUUGUCUGUCGUGGAAUCAUUAGAAACUUUUAACAGUUUUGUGAUAAGAAUGUUAGGAAACCUCCACGCCUAUGAAAUGACAUCCUACAUAAAUGUCUGGCUAAUCUUGUGAAGAAUAUUUAAUAGAAAUAAAGGCAUAGUACGAUCAGUGCUUAUUUUGUGUCUUCUUUAUGAAAAUAACUAUAAACACAACACAUGAUUAAUUUCAGUCACUGGCUGCUGAUAGAAAUGAUAACUAAAAUAGAGCUUGCCAGUGCUUUCGGUUUAAUUUAAAGGAGAUGUUGCAAUGAGCUUCUCCAGAAGUAAGAGAGCCACAGCAACCUUGUGGGGAUAUUCCAGAGGCUGCCGUGGCAGAGAUACAGAGCUGGCUAUGGCACACGGGCAAAGAUGGUGUUUGUCCAUACAGGGAGUGCUGGGGAAGUGGGGAAGGUGGGCUUCUGCUUUAUUAAUAAAAUUGCGUUUGAAAAAGUCAUUAAGUAUCAUUAGGUAAGAAAGUGGUAUCAGAAUCAGUUCCAGCUGUGUAACUGCUGAUUCACACCCUCCGGUCUUCAAGGGUUCUUCGGUAGUCUUUCUAAUGUGGUCCUCUUAACACUAUAGCAGCAAGUCAGAUACCACGCUAUCAUUUGAUAGUAGGAAGUCUUAAGUGUUAUGAUGACAGCAUAUUGGGUAAAUCUUGAAGGGAAAAAUAAUUCUUCUCCGUCCUGUGAUAAGUAGACACAUGUGAGGAAUUCACGUGCUAGGGUACACAAGCAAGGACCAUGGAAGUCCUUCAGUUUGCAGUGUUAAGAAGAAAAUAUAGCAAAAGAUUCAUCCUUUACUGUGUGGACAUUUGGGUAGUAUGAGAGUAAUGGGAAGUAUUUUUGCUUCCUUAAGCUCUAAUCCCUCAGGAGGCUCGGAGCAAUUAGGGAAGGAAGCUUUCCUUUCCUUCACAUUUUGUUUUCCUUUUAUCAGAAUUUCUUUCUAGUCCCCAUAGUUCUUUUCUACUACUUUAUGGAGCUAAUUACAGUGUGAAAUGGGUAGGAGAAACUGAGAUGCUGCAGGAAGUUUCUUGAUGUGGAGAACCUUUUAACAGUUGGAAGAAUGAGGUUUUCAUGCCCGUGAGGAUUACCUUCUGCAAUGCCAAGAGCUACCUGCAGCCAGGAUACCCAGCAUGCUGACGUGACAUCAUUUUAUGACUAGAUUGGAAUAGAAUUCUUUCUUGUUAAGAAGCACGACGGUAAACAGGCAAUUAUGCAAACCAUGAACAUGAGCUAUGGUGAUGUGUGCAUCCCCAGAAAUGUGCUGGUGCAAACCCAAAGGGUGUAGGCAGAGUUAAGGAGCUGGAGUUCUUGACAAGACCCAUCUGCUUUUGUUGUUGCGCCUUGAGAAAUGUAUAUUACCUUAUGCAUCCUUAGUAUCUAUUUUGUAAGUUAUUGCGUGUGUAAUUCCAGCUUGUAAAGUGGCACCAUUUGUUAUAUAUGGAAUACUUUUUCAUAUUUAGUACCUGCAAAUAGGAGAAUUUCCAGAAUCCCUUUAAAAUAGGGACAGCAGUGUGCUCAAUGAGUAUGAACUGCUAAAGGGGCACACAUCUUUUCAUGAGAUGGUCUGCUGUUCACGAUACCAUAUGAUGCUGUGUGGUGAUGCUUGGAAGAUAAAACCUGUGAUACAAAUACGUUGUAUGCCUUCUUAUCAAAUGGAAUGAUAUGAAAAAAAGGAUGGUGUGGAGAAUUAAUGGAACAACAAAGCAGUACAUACAGCAUUGAAGACGUCUUGCUGAAUAAAGCCCGUAUUGUAUAGAACUGUAGAAUCAUUAAGGUUGGAGGAGACCACUGAGAUCAUCUAGUCCAAAUGUCGACCCAUCACCACCAGUACAUGCAUGCAAGAUUCAACAUGCAAAGAAAGGUUAAUGGUAGGUUGGAGCCUCAAUUUCUGAAUAAAAAUCACCCUUAGCAAUGGAUUUUAAUUUAAUUUAAAUUUUCAGUUUCUUAAAGCGAAUUUCAUCUCAUCUUCAUCCAGAUUAAUAUAUAGAUAACUUUAUUGCAACACCAAACAAUAAAGGGAAAAAAGUGACACAAAGUAAAUCUCAUUUUACUGCAGCAGAAAAUUGGUUUUGUGGCUUUUUUUAGGGCUCUUCUCCCAAAGAAAUUGACAGCGUAGCUGUUGUGUAAUAAUCGUUGAGCUGUAUUUGUGUAGUGUAACUCCCCGAGGCAGGUAUUAUACUCCUGAACAGGAACAUAAUCUUUCUAAAAGUAUAAUAUUUCUAAAUAAUGACUAUACUUUGUGAGUACGGAAGAUAGAGGAAAUGAAAGUCACCUCGCUGCUGAGUAAGGACUGCAUUCUCUUGGAGUGCAUUUUUAAUAAACUUGUGUGCAUCAACUUCACAUUGAUUUGUUUCUCUUAAUUUAACUCGACGUCCCUUUGUAGGCAGGUCGAUGGAGAUAAAUAACCACUGCAGCAAAGGUAGAAUAAACCUCUGCUGGCAAGUUGUCAUAUGUACUCUGUGUUUUGCUUUGUUAUUUUGAUUCUAAUUAUAAGAAUAUAAAUGUAUUUUGUCCUUAAUGUAUGCUAAUAUUUGUAGAUCUGAAUGUACGCACAGGUCUUUGUUUCUUACUGGCUGGCAUGCAAAGUGAGAGUGGCUGAACGCAGGGUUCAUUUAUGCUUGAAUGAACAAGGUUGUAUUUUACUCCAUAAUAAAAACCUAAGCCUUUAAGUGACGAAGCAAGUGGCCAUUUGUUCUGGUUUCAUAGUUAACUGUCUUCUUUAUGUUGAUAACAUGAUUUUAAAGCUUGUCUGCAGGAAGAAUAAAAGGGAAAAAACAAAUGGGCAACAAUAAUUCAAAGUGUAGGCUCCACAGUGCCUUGUUGUUGUCUCCAUCCUUUAACAGGUGAGCUGCUCCCUGUUCUUGCCUCCUCUGAGGUAUGUGGGAGGACAAAACAUGCAAGCUCAGAUCUCUAUCGUUUUCUUCUCUCACACGUUCUAAGGUUUCUGUCGUGCACCUGGUACAUCAGUGGGACUCACUCUGCUGGAAUGAGAUAAUGGUGUCCUCAACCCACUGAAGGAGAAGGAGUCUCAAAGAAAUAGAUACCGUUGUCCUGUGAAGACUGGAAGCUCAGAAUAACUAUAGCACAGUUGUAGUGUGUCUCUUCCCAUUCCACAAGCUGCUGAAGAUGUUGUGCACAUGCUAUCUGAAGAUGGAAACGUGUGCAGCUACACCAUGACCCAGAGCCAGGGGUACGGCCUGCACCUCAGGUGGCACGGGCUGCCACAAGGCAACUGUGGGACUUGAGCCAUAACUCCAACUAAUGCUUAAAGAGAAUGCCAGACAUGAAUUGGUUUGUGUCAUAAAUCACACAGAAACGAAUAUUUCCCAAAGUAUUAAAUGACGAAGAAAAUGAUACUUCUGAAUUCUGAAGUCCCUGUUGAAAAGUAUUUGUACUGAUGAUGAUUUGAUGCAAUUAACAUUUUCUUAACCAUGAUGGCAACACAGACAUUAAGUAUAGACAACUAUCAAGAUGGACAACCGAUGCAAGUAGUGACAGAGUUAAAAACUGAACAAGAUCCAAACUGCUCUGAAACUGAUGCAGAAGGGGUGAGUCCUGCCCCUGUAGAAUCUCAAACUCCAAUGGAUGCAGACAAGCAGGCCAUUUACAGGCACCCACUAUUUCCCUUGUUAGCACUACUAUUUGAAAAAUGUGAACAAUCUACACAAGGAUCAGAAGGCACAACUUCUGCAAGUUUUGAUGUAGAUAUUGAAAAUUUUGUAAGGAAGCAGGAAAAAGAAGGAAAACCUUUUUUCUGUGAAGAUCCAGAAACUGAUAAUCUGAUGGUAAAAGCAAUCCAAGUUCUACGUAUCCAUCUGCUUGAGCUAGAAAAGGUUAAUGAACUUUGCAAGGACUUCUGUAGUCGCUACAUUGCCUGCCUGAAGACAAAAAUGAACAGUGAAACUCUAUUAAGCGGAGAACCUGGAAGUCCUUAUUCACCCGUGCAAUCUCAGCAAAUGCCAAGUGCCAUUGCAGGCACGCUCAGUCCCCAAGGGAUUAUGGUGCCAGCAUCAGCAUUGCAGCAGGGAAAUGUAACUAUGGCAACGGUAGCAGGAGGGACAGUAUAUCAGCCUGUUACUGUGGUCACUCCACAAGGUCAAGUGGUGACGCAAGCAUUGUCACCUGGGACUAUUCGGAUCCAGAAUUCUCAGCUUCAGUUGCAAUUAAACCAAGAUCUAGGCAUCUUGCAUCAAGAUGAUGGCUCAUCAAAAAAUAAAAGAGGAGUUCUUCCCAAGCACGCUACAAAUGUGAUGAGAUCUUGGCUAUUUCAGCACAUAGGGCAUCCAUAUCCAACAGAGGAUGAGAAGAAACAGAUUGCAGCACAAACAAAUCUUACGCUACUCCAGGUUAACAAUUGGUUUAUCAAUGCUAGAAGACGAAUUCUUCAGCCAAUGCUGGAUUCCAGUUGUUCUGAAACUCCGAAAACAAAGAAGAAAACAGCUCAGAACAGACCGGUUCAGAGGUUCUGGCCUGACUCCAUUGCAUCAGGAGUUGCUCAGCAGCAAUCUAAUGAGCUCACGAUGUCAGAUGGUGCUGUUGUAACAAUUACAGCUCCGGUAAACAUGAAUGUAGACAGUCUCCAGUCCUUGUCAUCCGAUGGUGCUACAUUGGCCGUUCAGCAAGUUAUGAUGGCGGGGCAAAGUGAGGAUGAGUCUGUAGACAGCGGUGAAGACGAUGGAGGAGAUCUCUCAACGACAAAUAUCAGUGGGCUGGUUUUGGAUAACAGCGAUUCUCUCCAGUAGGGAGCAUGAGAGUGUGACACAACGUUUAGGAAAAAGAAUGGACUGACUGACUGUUUUUAUAGUUUGCACAGCAAACAUUUUACACAAGUUUUAUUUCUAAUAUGUUUUAUAUGUAGAUAUAGAAGGGUGCACUUUUUUGUAUUUCAUAGUAAGCUUAAAGAGUGUUUUUGCAGGUGCAGCAACUUCUUUCAAAUGUGUUUGUUUUUUUUUUCAUUUCAUUUUUCUUAUUUCAGAAAAUUUUAUCUAGUAAUAUAAAGAACCACGUAAGCACCCCUUUAUUCUCUGAAUUGGAAGUGCUGCCAUUUCUAAAGAAUUAUGCAGUUUCAAUUAGUGCUGUUAUUUAACACAGCUCUUGAUGGGCAGGUGAUGUAAAUUUAAAGCAUGUGAGGAACUUGAUCGUUAAGUUUGAUGCGUAUAUUUGAAAGAUGCUUCUGCACCUUAAAAACUGCUAGUCUGAGGUGGACAGCGACACACACAAAAAGAAAAAGGUGAUGUGUGAUUCAGUAGCGAAUGUAUGGCAACUUAAAUAAGUUUAGUUUCUCUCAUAGUCCAUGAGCCUGUUUAUCAUUUGCUAUAAAAACUCCUAUUUUUACCUUACUGGGAUUAUUGGAUAAAAAAUAUUUUUAUAAAUUCAUGAGGAAUUGGGAUGACGACUGUAUUAUGCAGGAGUUUAAACAAAAAAAAAAAAUUUCCAGAGGGGAAAAAUAAAUGUUUAGUAUUCCUAUUUGGAAGGUCUGAAAACUGACCAAAUUUAAUAAAAAAGCCUACGCUAGCACUCUGAUUCUCAGCUACCCCACAGUGAUAGAGUAAACAUAUAUUUGAUAAUAGCAUAAGAAGGGCCUGCUGUUUGAUGGGGUUUUGAUAUUGUCAAACGUUGAUUUAUAUUAUGUGUAAUAUUCAAAUUACAUUAACUCUGUGUCUAGACUUGUAUCUGAAGAUAUUUGCUAAAAGAAUAUUCAGGUAAGUAAAUUCAAAUACCCACAACAUUUCCAGUUAUUAGAGAAAUGUAAGAGUUUAUAGUUUGUAGACCUGAUUCUGAAAAGCUAAAAGUUGUGUACUGUACCGUUAUGAAUUUUUCUAUCACUCCAUUGCAUUGAAAAUAUUUUCCCCCACUACAAAAAGAAGUAAUUUAUGGGUUCAUAUAGAAGGUAUUCAAAUCUGAAGGUCACUACUGGAGUAUACAGCAGGCUUUAUUAGAGUAGAAGAUCCUUGUUUGUCAUUUAAAAACAAAGAACUAGUGAUGAAAAUAUGUUUUGUGGUAACAAUUAAUUUCACCCCGUCCCUCUCUUCCCCUCCAAAGUUUGGAGUCUGUAUUUAUCUGUGAACACUUACUUUUGGAACUUGGUAUUUCAAAUAACAGACUCCAAGAGUCACGGUAUGAUCGAUGUUCUCUUUUUAACCCCGUCCCUUUGUCCCUGUGUUGGGUUAGAUCAAAGCCAGAAUUCUCUUCUCAUUAAGACCAAAUCUAGUUGCAUUUCUAACAUGACAGGGAAAAGGAUGUUAGCUUGCAGAAUCUUCAAACAUCUUGUUUGAGCAGAACUCUCUGCAAAUAUUUGAGUACUUAAUUUCUGCUUUCCUAAAUACUCAGGCAUGUGCUUUAGGUCCCAUUGAUUUCUGUGGGAUUAAAGCAUGUACUUUUUUAUAUGCUUAAAUGCUUGGAAGUAGGUCUUUAAAGACUGCGUUACAAGGCAAGUUCAAAUUGGUAUGAAGAAAAAAUUCAGAAAGAAAUGGCAGGAUCACUGGUACCCAUACAUGUACAAUAAUACUAGUUUUAAGUGAUUGGUAGCUGUUUGAAAAACUGAUGUUGGGACUUACUCAACACUAGUGAUGUUUCUGCAAUAGCUUCCAUUUAUUCCUGGCUGAGGAUUUUGCUUCUGAGUUCAAAUCCUGUCAUGAUCUGCUGCAGCUGGAGUGAUAUCUUCUAAACAAUUUUGGUUUUCUUAAGUUCUCUGCUUUGCUGCUCAUGCACCGCAUUUGUUAAAGGGCAUAGCAAAUGACUGACAAAAGACAGCAUGGCUAUCCCGAAAGCUAUUGUCAAAUCCAUUUGAACCCCAAAAUAUUUUAAAAGACUGCUAUCAUGUACAAAUCAUACUCCUUAGGAAACAUUCAACCUACUGCUCCUACGAAGGAUGCCAGAGAUAACUAGAACCGAAAGACACAUUCUAUUGUUCUUAGUUGUCUUCUGUUUUAACUCCAAAAGCACUUCCCUUUAUGUAACUGGCUAUGCUUUUGGUUUCUGUGAGGAGAUUAUUCAGCUGCCCUUGUUCAUAUUUAAUAACGGCUCUUAUCUUUGUACUUGUAGCACGUAGGCAGAUGAAUAAUGACUUCUCAGUGCGUACAGGGCCAUGGUAAAAUCUGUUCUUCCAAAUUGGCCUAGAAGGAAAUUUGUGCUAGAAGAACAAACCAUUUCUCACUGUCUCCUUUCCCCUCCAUGACAAGUUGUUGCUCCCCCAGGUCUACCAGCAGAGCUUUCCCCGUCGGCUUCUCAAGGCAGGCAAGGAAACAGCACAGCAGUGGACCUGGGAGGGCAGUGAUAAGCCAGCAGUGAAAGGAGAAGGGUGAACUAAAGCAGAAUUAAGCUCUUCUUUUUCUAUUAUUUUCUUAAGACUAUUAAAAUGGUUUAGUAUCUGUACUGCUGGCUGGAAUAUGUACGGUUUAUCUGCCAUUUUGAACCCAGUUGAAAAUAGGCAUCGGAGCUUGCAAACUUCAGAAAGCCUGUUUUUUCACAACGAAAACAUUACCAGCUUGGCUUCUCCAUCCCUUUCUUCCUCACACACACCUCACUCCUUGCAGUUUUUCUCCUGAGAGUACUGUGACCUUCUCUUUGUAUAAAUACCCGGAAAGUAAAACUGACAGAAGCCCCUAUGAAAGGGAGAAUGGGAAAUAGUUCUGUUGUCAAAUUAGAAACAGAAACAGUUAAUUAUUAGAACAAAAAAGGUUUACUGAUAUAAUCAAAGGUAUUACUGAACAUAUAGAACUGGAACUCUGUCUUUUAAUUUGGUGAGAAUUCUGUAGUAGGUACGAGCUGCAUAGAAGUGUGUAGUUUUUCUCUUGUUUUUGUUUUGUUUUUGGUUUUUUCACAAUUUAGGGGGAAAAAAAAGAAGUCGUGUUCUUCCUUUUUUGAUGUGUAAGAUUGCUGGUUUAAACAAAGCAUCACUAUUCAGGAAAAGUGUAUGUUUACAUUAGACAGUUAUUUACAAAGCCUUUUUAGGGAACCUAAGAUUAAACCCAUGUAUAAUCAUCCCCUGUCCCCAGUUUGUAGGCAACAGAAGAGCUCACUUGUUUUUUGUUUUUUUAAAAUCACUGCUAUUCUUCUGCAAUCAUGAUUAUUGAAACUUUUCAUCUUUUCCAAUGUAAAUCUAGAUCAUUAAUGCAAAACAAGAGGUUUUAGACCACUUGUCCCAAGACUUCUGUGAUAAGCAAACAGAUUUCAUAAUCACAGAACCAUAGAAUGGGCCUGGGUUGAAAAGGGCCACAAUGAUCAUCGAGUUUCAACCCCCCUGCUUUGUGCAGGGUCACCAACCACCAGACCAGGCUGCCCAGAGCCACAUCCAGCCCGGCCUUGAAUGCCUCCAGGGAUGGGGCAUCCACAGCCUCCUUGGGCAACCUGUUCCAGUGUGUCACCACCCUCUGUGUGGAAAAACUUCCUCCUAAUAUCCAACCUAAACCUCCCCUCUCUCAGUUUAAGACCAUUCCCCUUUGUCCUAUCACUAUCCACCCUCAUAAACAUUCAUACCCCUUCCUCCUGUUUAUACACUCCCUUCAAGUACUAGAAGGCCACAGUGAGGUUUCCAUUGAGCCUUCUCUAAGCUAAGCAAGCCCAGUUCCCUCAACCUUUCCUCACAGGAGAGGUGCUCCAGCCCUCUGAUCAUCUUAGUGGCCCUCCUCUGGACCCGCUCCAAGAGCUCCACGUCCUUCCUGUACUGGGGGCCCCAGGCCUGGGUGCAGUACUCCAGAUGGGGCCUCACAAGAGCUGAGUAGAGGGGCACAAUCACCUCCCUCUCCCUGCUGGCUGCCCCUUUUUUAAUGCAGCCCAGAACACAGUUGGCCUUUCAGGCUGCAAGCACACGCUGCUGGCUCAUGUCCAGCUUCUUGUCCACUAGGGACCUCCAGGUCCUUCUCCACAGGGCUGCUCUAAAGAGGUUCUUUGCCCAGUCUGUAUAAACACCUGGGAUUGCUGUGGCCCAAGUGCUACACCUUGGCCUUGUUGAACUUCAUUAGGUUCACAUGGGCUGACUUCUCCAGCCUGUCCAGGUCCCUCUGGAUUUCCCAUUGCUCUUCAACUUUAGAAGCACUGCAUUUGGUAAACAUUCUAAUUGGUCAGUAUAUAUAUUUUAAAUGACUGUUCCAAAAAUAAAAAUAAUCAUCGUACUGGAAAACAUUCGGAAUCGAUAGGCAUGGCUCUGGCUCUGCAGAGAUGUUCCUAGAUCUGUGUAUUGGGUCUUAUUGGAGUCCUGCUGACCUCAGGGAAACUCCAUAAGGGCUGCAUUUGCCUAUAUAAGAAUUGCUUCCUUCUAACGGUCCCUGAUCAUGAUUAGGAACCUCUUGGAGAACCUUCCAGCCUUCUGCUGCAUGACGAAGUUUUCUCCCAAUGGAAACCAGUGCAUGGGUGAAGGGGUUGGAAGGGAAGAACUUCAUGUGGACCUGGUGUGUGCCACAUGUUGUUUCCUGUCAGAAUAUGGCCAGAAGAUAGACCUGCUGUGAAGGGCUAAGAGGUCCCGUUUCCUAUGCUGUAAAAGUAGUUUCAGGUUUAUGGGCCUUCUUCUGGUGUGGAGACCUAAUGUGUGAACCAUGAGUCGAUUUGUUUCUCUAAUCAUGUGGAAAAAGAAUUAGAAGGCAGUUCUGCUUCCUGACUUCAUGAACUUGACAGCCCAAAAGGGUGCAACAGUCUUUCCAAGAGAUGAUAGUUUCUUAAAACUAUUAGACUUGUAUCAGUUAACAAGGGAAUAAAAUAAUGUACUUUGAAAAAAAGGAAACACCUGCGUUUAACUGUAAUUAAAGUUGAUUUAAGAUUUAUUUUCUGAAACAGAGUUGUCUGGGGGGAAAAAAUGAAUAAGCAUUUGUCUAUGCAAGACAUGAAUGUCAAAAACAUGUUGUGUGACUCUUCCAUUUUCAGGUGCUAUAUUGUUGUUGUCUUCUGGCUUCUGUUAACUUCAAUUUAUCUUUUAAACCUUUCAGCCUUAUAUUCAGCUUGGUUCUGAGGGCUGAAUACACACACACACACACAAAUGUAGCUCUGGAAUCCUGUUGGAAAUGUAACUAAAUUUCAUUUUCUCAUGAAAAUCUCGCAUGUUGAACAAUUAAUUGAAAUGUUUUGGUUUCCUAAGAAUAAAUUCAAACUGUCACUGCCUCCUAAGGACAGAGCACAUCCAUGACAAUGCAAGUUGAACUGUAGUAUGCAAAUAAUGAAGUAAUCGACAUUGUGUUGAGUACCCUCAGCUCUUUGCUUGGCACAGCUGGAGGAGAGCAGUUGGCUUUGCCUGACUCACCCCCAGUCUGGAUUCCACACAUGCCUUUCUUGGCUUGCUGAGCUCUUUCAAAUAGGUACUGGGUUGUUUCAGUCCUAAAGUGACUCAAUCGUCCAAUGUAAUGCAUAGUGAAUUUGGCACCAACGCGCUCUUAAGAGAUUGCCCAAAUCAUGUUAUUUGUUCAUUCUUGUCACAUGGAAAUAUAAAAUGGUUUCUUUGUUUAUUUGUUUUCUGUGACUUGGUUAUUUAGGAUCUGCCGAGUGAUCACAGCUGUUUUUGCCAGAGAAAAGGAACAUGCAAGAAAAUGGCGGAAUGCUUGUUAACCUUGUUAUCAACCUUGUCAACUACUACAAACAAAUGUACCUUGCGUUAAUUGAAUCAUGUGUUUCAGAUCAUGACAGAAGUGGCCCGAAAAGCUGCCAGUGAGUUAUCAACGUUUGGUUUAUACGGCUGUCAGUCUUUAAAAUGCGGGCCUGUAACUUUUUUUCUCCCCUUCAUUGUUAAGCAAUAUUUGAAGCAACCCAUCCAUCAAAGGAUAGUUAAAAAUCAGAACGUGCUUCAUGGAUGACUUGUUUUUAGUCUGCUGCUCUCUGUGAACUGAAAAAGCACAUUUUUAAAGCAAAGCGCUCACAUUACUUUAGCAGUAUUGUUUGGAUGAAAGACAUGUUGGUUUGGUUUUCUUUUUCUUUUUUCUUUUUUCUUUUUUUUUUUUUUUUGAGAAAUCUUGAGCUAAGUUUCAAACUUGUUAAGCAUUUUUGGGGUUAGGGAUGAAUGUUCUUGGGCUUCUGUUUGUUUGGGUUUUCUUGUUUAUGCAAAUGAAGAAAAAAAGUCUACUGGUCCUCAGCGGUAUGGGGAUUUUUAUUACACUUUUGUAAUGCAGGAGCAGCUUUGAUGAAAGAAAGGAAUAGCAGAUAAAUAGUCCAUAACGUGUGUGACUUUGGGGUUUAUUUUUGUUGUUGUUUCAAAAUUGUUAAUUAAAAAUGGCAUGGACAUCAAACUUUCAA